This is a messenger RNA of Nilaparvata lugens (brown planthopper), 4117 nucleotides long. RefSeq names its product reversion-inducing cysteine-rich protein with Kazal motifs (gene Reck). NCBI's taxonomy places the organism in Eukaryota, Metazoa, Arthropoda, Insecta, Hemiptera, Delphacidae. The transcript has 18 exons. The coding region runs from base 32 to 2971 and encodes 979 amino acids. Gene Ontology annotation, cellular component: plasma membrane. Gene Ontology annotation, biological process: extracellular matrix organization. The record is from RefSeq and is a predicted model, not a curated record. Gene Ontology annotation, molecular function: protein binding; metalloendopeptidase inhibitor activity.
GCAGUUGUCGCGUAGAGCGCGGGAUGUUAACAUGUUUGAGUUGUGUGCGCGGUCUGUGGCCGUACUCUGGAUUAUUUUCGCCGUUCGAUUCUGCUGUGCAAGAGGUUUGCUGAGAUCUCCGGAUUUAGGUAUAGAUUCGGAUUGCUGCACACAAACAACGGGAUCUUGUCGUAGUGCUUGUGAACAGCUGAUGCUCGUGACAACUCAUGCUGAUGCCGAAGUGAGAGACCAACGACUGUUAGAUGUACAUAAUUUCUGCUCUCCCAAUUUGAGGAAGAAAAUGCAGGCUUCCUUCUGGAACUGCAUGAAUGAAACAUUGAAAGAACUGAAUAGAGUGGAGCAAUGGUCGGGCUCGGUGUGCUGUUCUCUGCCGCACUCAGAGAAAUGCCAACAAGCGUGUGUUUCGGCAGGCUCCCGCCAUGAUCUGAUACCAAAUUGUAGGCAGAGUGACGAAAUAUCAUUCUUCAACUGCCUUGACAGACAGCAGGUGGGAGAAGACUGCUGUGGAUCGGCGCGAAAUGCCGAGUGCCAAACUGCGUGCCAAACGGUGUUCAGAUCCGAGCUGACUCCGAAUCGCGAGGCGCGUGAAAACCUAUCAGUCGCCUGCAGCGAUUCUAGUCCUAGAGUUAUGUCCUGUAUAAAUAAUUUUAUUAGAGUGUCUACCGUCAGCAAUGCUCAUAAGUAUUUACAUUGCUGUGAGAAAACAACCAAAGUCGAUUGUAGAGAAGCGUGUCGUACAAGUUUACGAACAAAAUCUACUGAUCAAGAAAUUAUUGAUAGUUUACAAGAAGGUGGCUGUGGACCGCCACUCCUACAUGAGGCCCUAUGGCAGUGUUUCCUGCAAGGAGGCGAGGCGGUACCCAGCUCGUUGGAGUCGUCGAGAAUCGAACGCAUGGGCAUGGAUUCGGCCAAAAUGCACUGCUGCUUCAAAGCCGUUCAGCCAUCCUGCCGCCGUCUCUGCCUCAAGACAUUCUCCAAUGAGUGGACGCGGUCUUGGGAAGAGUUUGCCAAAGAAUGUCUCUCGCAGUUGACUGAAGAUAAACUGCUUCAGUGUCUUGAUGAGGUUGAAGAACCUUGUGAACUGGGUUGCGAGGGGCUCAGCUACUGCACCAAUUUCAAUAACAGGCCGACCGAACUUUUUCGAAGUUGCUCGUCGCAGGCGGAUGAAGCGGCUCGCUAUGACGUGGCGCUGUGGCAGCAGAAGGGCUUCCUCAGCCUUCCCGGCCUCAAUCUGCACGUCCGCAACAUAUCUCGCUGCUCGCCGCACAUGUGGAAGGCUGUUGCUUGCACCCUGCAGAUAAAGCCCUGUCACAGGCAUUCACAUGCUAACAGAAUUUGCAGGGAUGACUGUUUUGAGCUGCUGAGUCACUGCGUUGAUUGGGCCAAGAUGCCAGGCUACUCGGCGGCUUCGCUUUGUGCUCGUCUCUCUCCAGACAAUCCCAUUAUUCCUUGUAUAUCAUUAUCACCCUACCUUGCACCUUCUGAUCACCCAUAUCACCCACCACACGAUCAGCUCACCCAGCCCUGCAAGGGCGAUCCUUGCAAUUCUAGUCAAAUAUGCCAGGUUAACAGAAACUGUCACCACUCCAACGGAUGUCAACCAUACCAAUGUUUUCAAGGCUGCAAACUGGGAGAAGUAUCGCAGUACACGGUGCCGGCUGGGUCGUAUGUACGCAUUCCAGUACCGAGCGGCCAGAAGGGUUGCCUGAAAAUAUGCCAGUGCUCAUCUCUAGGAACAAUUGAUCAAUGUCAGCCGAUGCCCUGCUUUCCUUUGGACUCGUGCUGGCUCGGCAGCAAGAAAAUUGAUCAUGGAUCCUGGUUUUACAUGGAAUGCAACUUAUGCAGCUGCUAUGCUGGUGAAAUAUCAUGUUCGAAAAAGCAGUGUGAAGUCUCCUCUCUUUCUGUGAAGGACUCAGCAUACACAAGUCUGCCAUGCAAUUGUCCACCUCAUCAUGUACCAGUAUGUGGCAGAAAUGGAAACACGUAUCCAAGCUCAUGCCUUGCCAAAUGUGUUGGAUUAUCAGAUGCAGAUUUCGAGUUUGGAGCUUGUGAGAGUAAAAACCCAUGUGCAAGCAAUCCUUGCAACGAAAACGAAGUUUGUAUCCCAGAUAGACAAGUCUGCUUGUCUCUUCUACACAAACCAUGCCAACAAUAUUCAUGCGUUAAUGCCAGAAACUCGUGUAAAGACCUUCCUUAUGAUCCAGUUUGUGAUACAAGCGGUCAUGAACAUCAAAAUAUCUGCUUCCUCUUGCAACAUGGAAAAACGCUUGACUAUCACGGUCCAUGUCUGUAUUCUUGCAAGAGAACAGGAACAGUGUGUGGCAUUGACGGCAACACGUACGCGUCAGAGUGUGCCGCCCUGGCGCGUCGCGUUACCGUCGACUACGUGGGCACAUGCAUGACGGUGGGGCUGAUCGGCGACCACGCUGAGCCACAGUGCCGUCACGUCGCUGUCGUCUGUCCCCCCCUCGCACGGCCCGACUGUGUCGGCAUCACGCCUCCCACCGCCUGUUGCCCCGUCUGUGCCGGCGCUGUCAACCUCUUGUACAGCCAGAAACAGGUGGACCGAGCGCUGUACGCGCUGCGUGGCAACAGCAUGAGCGCCCUGACCGUCGAAGCAGUGCUGAGCGCCCUGGAGCGACAGAUACAGGUGGCCGAGUGUGUGGUACGCGGCAUCCUCACCGUCCAACUCGACAUUCUAGUCCUAAUCACGCCCACCGACAAACACGCGUCCGCUCUCCAAUUCGAGGCGUGCGUCCGCGAGGCAGAAAAACUGUCCAGUCUGGUGAGACGUAGCAGUCCACGCAUGAUGAGCGAACUGAGCCUCAGCGCUCUGACCGCGGCGGCAGUCGUUCACUCGGUCACCUACAACACCGCCUCAGUGCUGCUCUCUCUCGACUUGCUCUCUCUCUCGCACCUACUCGCGCCCUCGCUCUUCCUCCUGCUCAGGUGGUCGCACUACCCACCCUAGUCUUUGCUCUCCUCACGAUCCUUGUUGCAUCGUUUCCUGUUGUUAUCUGUGAAUAAUUAUAUGUACCCUUUUUGAUACUACAGUUUUCUAAUCAAAUCAAACUAAUUCGAGUUGCAGCGCGAGUGUUUUCUGUAGAAUAAUACUUCUAUUAACUAUUCGUGUACCUAUAAUAAAAUAAAAACAAAAUAUCUAGGAUUUUUUAUAGGUUUAUUCGAACAAAAGUUGUGUUUUCGUUAGUAGUAUUUUUAAUUUAUUUAAAAACCAAUCGUUUUUCUUAGUUAGAAGUAAGAAAAAUAAUAUUUUGUUUUUUAUUUUCUUAUGGAUCAAUACUACAGCAUCUCUGAAACUGGGUUUCUUCUUGUGUAUGUUUAUGUUUUGAUGUAUAAUCAUAUUCAAUUAAUAAAUGUUGAAUGAGGCAUCGGGUGGAUAUAUCUGUGUUGUAACUAUUGUGGGUAAUUUACUCCCAUAUAAUAGUUUGUGGAUCAUGAGUAAAUUGUAGAUAACAAGACUUGGCCAAACCAUAACAGUGAAGGAUUGUGUGCAUCAAGAACUACUGAUUUGAGAUCACGUUCUUUCAAUAAUUUACAUUAAAAAUCAAGAACAUAUCCAACUAAUGAGUUAUAAUCAGGCAUUGCGUUCAUUUUUUUUUACUUUUUGACAAUGAUAAAAAGAAGCAUUCUUGAAUAUUACGCCCUGGCCUACUGUUACGCAACACUACGAGGGAGGGUACAUAACAUAUAAGCGUUACUCCCUAUUACAAAGGGUAGAUAACAUUUAAAAAAUGACACCAUCAUAAAACUUGCAAAGCCGGUGAGGGAUAUUUUCUUAAGCCUGGUUUGAAGAAGUUCAAUAAUGUUUAUUUAUUUAUUUAUUUAUUAUUCACAAUGGAGACAACGGGUCUCUCCAAAUGAGUCUCCUUGACAAUGAAAAUUGUACAGAUACAAAUGAAAAAAAGAAAAAUAAUGAUAAAAAUAAUAUGAACUUAUGCAAUAAUAACUAAUACAAACAACAAAAAUGCCACCUAAUUCAAAAAUGAAAAAUACAAAGAUUUCAAAUACCUACUUAUGAAAAAAGUAAAAAUAAAACAAAUUGAGAAUUCAAAAUUCUAAAAAUAAAAAAAAAAAAAAGAAUAUAAUAAAAAAUAAU